GCGAUUACGUCAUCACCGAAAAUUCGGUGUCCGACGGCCGAGUCACUUUAAAUGCUUCGAAGAAGUAACUGCCCCGUCCACAACUACAAGCCACUAGGGGUUCCUGUCGAGAAAUCAAAAGCAAAACAUUACAAUCCUAGGUGCCAAGCGCUCGCUGCAGUUACUCGCCGAUGCGGCUUUUCCUGUAUACUUUUGUCUCCGAAAUUGAGCAUGUCCAUGUACAAAGCUAGGUUAGAAAAGUUCGAAGAAGUUUUGAAAGCACCAGAAGUCAACUUCACUCAGCUCAAAAGCCUGUGCUUUCAAGGUAUACCAGAUCAUGACAACUAUCGUCCCAUGUGCUGGCGUCUCUUGUUGGGGUACCUUCCUGCGAAUACAUCAGAAUGGCCAGAAACCCUCAGAAGACAAAGGAAUGUGUACGAGCGUUUUAUAGAAGAGAUGAUAAUCUGCUCUGGGAGUGGCAGUCCAGAGGGACCACAAGAUGAUCAUCCUUUGAACCCAAAUCCUGACAGCCGCUGGCAGACUUUCUUCAAAGAUAAUGACGUUCUCCUCCAAAUUGAUAAGGAUGUCAGACGACUGUGUCCAGAUAUUUGCUUCUUCCAGCGACAGACUGAAUAUCCCUGCAUGACCAUUAUGAACAAUCCUCAGGUGGAAACGCUGCGGAAACGUGUAGAAAGAACGGCACUCAACUCUGCAAAUGUGACUAGGAAUAGGAGUGGCAUCACAAAUAUAUCACUGUACGUAAAACAAUCUAACGAGCAUUACGAACGACUGCCUGAUGGACAAGAAGCUCACUGGGAGGUUGUAGAGAGAAUUCUGUUUCUCUAUGCGAAGCUCAACCCAGGUGUUGGUUAUGUUCAGGGAAUGAAUGAAAUCAUUGGACCCAUCUACUAUACUUUUGCUGCGGACCCAAAUCCAGAGUGGAAGCGGUAUGCAGAGGCUGACUGCUUCUUCUGUUUCACGAGCCUCAUGUCCGAGAUUCGGGACUUCUUCUUGAAGACGCUGGACGACUCGGCGUCGGGCAUUGGCGCCAUGAUGCACCAGCUCAUGUGCCUUUUGCAGACGGAAGAUUUCGACGUGUACUCCCGGCUUCAAACGCAGGAAGUGCGGCCGCAGUACUACAGCUUCCGCUGGAUAACGCUGCUCUUGUCACAGGAAUUUCCGUUACCAGAUGUCAUCCGAAUAUGGGAUUCGCUGCUAUCUGACAGCAACAGGUUUUCCUUCCUUAUAUUUAUAUGCUGCGCUAUGAUUGUGAAAGUUCGAGACCAGCUCCUUCAAGGGGACUUUCCAUCCAACAUGAAGCUUUUGCAGAACUUCCCGGAAACAGACAUAAACGACCUGUUAAAGGACGCCCUCACGAUCAUGGAAAACAAUAGGCAUCGUUCAAUAUUCUUCGGAAAAGGGUUGAAGUGAUAAUUUUCGGAAUUACGCAGGAGGAAAAGGCAAUACCUUUGCAUACACUUCACCGCCAGUUUAGGUGUAAUGCUCAUGAAUGCAACGCAUACGUGUGAUAGACAUGCAACAUAUACCCAUUGUUCUCUUUCGUUAAUUAUCGCGAAUGCAUUACCCCGGUGGUGACAGUUUUUUUCGACAUAGUAGGCUCACGUAGCAGAGCAUCCACCCGUUACUAUUUAUGAUUGUGAUUACAAUAGCUGAUAAAUAUAUUUUGUUUUUAUAAAAAUAAUUUAUUUUGUGGGGUGGUACAGAAUUCCAAGCAGAUAUUUUUGUAAUCAACAGACUUCUACACUGUUGCCAUUGCUGUUCCGUUUUGCUGGUACAUCGUAGAAGUGUGUCAGCGACAACAACGGCAUCAUUCCACGGUGAUCUGGUUAAUUAAAAUACUCACGAUGUGUUGGCUUUGUUGUGAGAACUGCAGCUCUCUAAACGAACUAGUGUUGGCCACGUGGCUAAAAGGUGUAGGGCACUGUAGGGCUGAAUCUGAUUCUUCUGACUACACCUUCAACAUUGUUCAAAUUGUGCCAGUGAUAACUUGUUUGAUCUAAUACGGUUCUGAUCAAUGAAUAAUAAAGGUACAUAUCAAGA
This is a messenger RNA of Ornithodoros turicata, 2040 nucleotides long. Its product is annotated as TBC1 domain family member 13-like. Gene Ontology annotation, biological process: intracellular protein transport; activation of GTPase activity. The coding region runs from base 52 to 1410 and encodes 452 amino acids. The record is from RefSeq and is a predicted model, not a curated record. The transcript is spliced from 14 exons. Gene Ontology annotation, molecular function: GTPase activator activity. Lineage: Eukaryota; Metazoa; Arthropoda; Arachnida; Ixodida; Argasidae.